AUGUCUGGAAGACGUUUUAAAGAUGCCAGUACACAAGUGAACCUAGUUUGCUACUUUGGGAUGGAACGCCAACCGUUAGAUCAACAGAUGAGACUACAUGUUACGACAUUGGCCGUCGUAUUAGCCUCUGCUGGCGCACCAAGUCACCACGACUCUCUGGAUGAGGAUGACUGCAUUUGGCUUAGUAAACUUUCCGAAACAGCCAGAAUCGGAACCAGUGACGCACAUGUGACUUUCUGCGAGACAAACGGAGUGCUGGCAGGUUUUUUACCCUUCUUUCUUCCUAUGUACUGUGACACAUGUACUAUGCCCACUAAAAAUGGAGGAAAACAAGAGUGA
Molecule: messenger RNA, 339 nt
Organism: Opisthorchis viverrini
Lineage: Eukaryota; Metazoa; Platyhelminthes; Trematoda; Opisthorchiida; Opisthorchiidae
Exons: 1
Coding region: 1-339 (112 amino acids)
Source: RefSeq, a predicted model, not a curated record